AUGGCCCCAUCGAUCGCCAUGUCAGCACUGAGCGCCGGUGUGAAAAGCGAAGACCUCUCCCCCCGCUCCCCCAGAGGCGACAUGCAGACCAGCCUGAGCCCCGCAGAGGAGACCGAGAAGCCCAAAGUCGCGAUCCUGCCGUUCAGCGUGGAGGCGCUGAUGGCUGAUCGGAAGCCCAGCAGAGAGCUGCCAUCUCCGGACGGCGCAGCCGGGACGUCCCAUGCGCUGAAGGGGACGCGGAUGAGCGCCUUCGCUGGUUUGGAUGCUUCCGUUCCGGCUUUGCAGAUGAGCUCUGCGUUUUCUGUGGGAGAAAUCAUGAACAUUUCCGAGGACGUGCUGAUAAAACCCGAGAGCCCGGAUAGUCAGGAGAGGACUUCAUGGAUGCAGAGUCCACGUUUUUCUCCAACCCCUCCAAGACGUUUGAGUCCUCCUGCAUGUCCGCUGCGUAAACACAAGACGAACAGAAAGCCCCGGACCCCGUUCACCACGUCCCAGCUGCUGGCGCUGGAGAGAAAGUUCCGCCAGAAGCAGUACCUCUCCAUCGCGGAGCGCGCAGAGUUCUCCAGCUCCCUCAACCUGACAGAGACACAGGUCAAAAUCUGGUUCCAGAACAGAAGAGCCAAGGCCAAGCGCCUCCAGGAGGCAGAGUUGGAAAAACUGAAAAUGGCAGCGAAGCCCAUGUUGCCUCCCGCGUUCGGGAUCUCCUUCCCUCUCGGCGCGCACGUCCCGGCUUCCUACGCGGGAUCGCAUCCGUUCCAGAGGCACUCGCUGCCGGUGUCUCCAGUGGGACUGUACGCAGCUCAUGUGGGAUACAGCAUGUACCACCUGGCUUGACAGUAGAGACGCCAAAAGAGGGGAGUAGGACUACCUUUUUCAAAAAGAGAUCGGACCCAUUUUGGACCAGUGAUGUAAUAAGCAUCCAAGGGGGGAGGUCAGCGGUGCGUCUGGUCAGGCUAGGGUGGGAGCAAGGCUUCCAAACGGACCCACUCUCCUGUCCAUACCUGGCCAGUAAUGUUCCACUCUGCAAAAAACGUGUUUCAUUAGGUCUCACAUGUGAUAUACAAAAAUCUGAGGAUCAAAACCGUUUUUGUUGUUUUUGCAGUUGUGGAAGAUGACCUGUUGAUCUUGAAGUCAAGUAUUGACACUUAACAGGGCGUCCAUGACAGCCAGGUGAGAAAUGACAGGAUUUUUUUUUUUCAGAGAUCAAGGUGUAGCCUCACAUUUCUUUGCUGGGAACCAACAAACUUUCAUCCACAAGUUGAUAUCAAACCAAACUAAGAAAUCCACACUUUGGCAGUUUUUUUCUUUUUCUUAUUUGAUCUUUUUUUUAUCUUUACAUAAAUGCACAACCACAGCAUGUCAAUCAGAAGCCUGGAGAACCACAGCAUCUGUUUUUGUUUGUUUGUUCGUUUCUUCAAUAACAGCACUGUCUGUUGUCGGAUUGAUUCCCUUAUUUUGGAAGGGAAAACGUGUACUGUAAAGUAAUGUAUAUUUGAAAAAAAUAUCCUCAUUUAUAUUCUGAAUAUAUUUGUGACAUAACUUAACAAUAAAUUGUUUAUUCUUUUUUUCCAU
Messenger RNA from Cyprinodon tularosa, 1572 nucleotides. RefSeq names its product muscle segment homeobox 1a (gene msx1a). Gene Ontology annotation, molecular function: RNA polymerase II transcription regulatory region sequence-specific DNA binding; DNA-binding transcription factor activity, RNA polymerase II-specific. Lineage: Eukaryota; Metazoa; Chordata; Actinopteri; Cyprinodontiformes; Cyprinodontidae. The coding region runs from base 1 to 834 and encodes 277 amino acids. Gene Ontology annotation, biological process: regulation of transcription by RNA polymerase II; embryonic morphogenesis. The transcript is spliced from 2 exons. Gene Ontology annotation, cellular component: nucleus. The record is from RefSeq and is a predicted model, not a curated record.